Messenger RNA from Cryptomeria japonica (Japanese cedar), 7834 nucleotides. RefSeq names its product lysine-specific histone demethylase 1 homolog 3. Lineage: Eukaryota; Viridiplantae; Streptophyta; Pinopsida; Cupressales; Cupressaceae. The coding region runs from base 322 to 6975 and encodes 2217 amino acids. Gene Ontology annotation, molecular function: protein binding; oxidoreductase activity. The record is from RefSeq and is a predicted model, not a curated record. The transcript has 10 exons.
AUCUCUCUUUUGGUCGAAACAAAAAAAGAAAUUGGAAGCACACACACCAACCGGCAAAGGCGCAAAGAUACCUCAGGUUUUGGUCGGGUGAAGGUGAGUGUCCUUGCCAGUUGCUCGCAAUUGCAAAUAUCAACCAUCUCAAAGGCAAAAACUAGUUUUAUUAUCCUGUUUUGCCCAGAAACCUCAAUGACGUAAAAGGAAAAACAAAAAAGAGUUUCUCACUCCCUGGAAUUAGGUGUUUCUAAGGGCGGUGCUCAUUCCAAGCCAGAUAAAGGGAGCACUAAACAAGGUAACAGUUUGUGACAAGAGUUUCUUUGAUGGAUGACAUGGAUGCCUAACAUGGAUGGUAACGAUGGGCAUAGAUCACUACCAGGGCAAAAAAAAUUCAAGUUAUCUUUUUCCCGGAUCUGCAAUCGAAGGAAGCAGGAGAUGCGGGAUAACCCCAUGAGUGAUGAUAGUGGUAAUGGUAACAGUGAAUUGGGAAUAGAAAAUAACAGCAGGAAGAGCUUUUCAUCGCAGACUACAGGGUGCAUGCAUGCUUCAGACUGCAAUGGUAUGGAUACCGUGACAAUGGAAGAUGGUGUGGGUUUAGAUGGAUGUGAUGAAAUGGAUGAUAAACAACAGGAAGGGGUGGAAGGUGAAAAUCCCAUGGUUGAGAUUCAAGCUGAUCCUGACAAGGAAAGGGAUGAUGAACUCCCAUUGUCAGUAUCUAGGAAUGAUGUUGAUGGGAUGCGAGCUGAUCAGUAUGGGAAAGAUAAUAUUCAGCCCGCACUCAAGCUGAAGGAUAUCAUGGAUGGGAUGCAGGAUGAUGCAGAUGGAGAAGAAACUUUAGCUAAGUUCAAAAAGCCUCGUCGUCUGAGGAGGGCAGAAGUUAAAGCUGCUUUAGAAGAUGAUACUGGAAAUACGAUGGAGAUUUCUAAAGACAAGAAUCAAAACUUGUCUUUAGAUGACACUGUUAGAGAGUCAAAUAAAACACCUGCCAAAAUCAAGAAGCCUCGCAGAUUAAAAAAGGGAGAGGUCAAGGAAAAUUUAGAAGAUGAUACAGUUGAUAUGAUGGGGAUAUCUAUAGUUGAGAAUAAAACUUCAAUGAAAGACAAUACUGUUAGAGAAGCAGAUGCGGUACCAGCUAAAAUUAAAAAGCCUCGCAGAUUAAAAAAGGGCGAGGUUAAGGAUACUUUAGAAGAUGACACAGGAAACAUGGUGCAUCUAUCUAGAGGUGAGAAUCGAAGCUUAAUGAAGGACACCACCGUUAUAGAGGCAGAUGAAACACCAGCAAAAUUAGAAAACCCUCGCGGAUUAGAGAAGGGUGAGGACAAGGAUAUGCUAGAAGAUGAUACAGAGGUUAUGGUGGAGAUAUCAAGGGAUGAGAAUCAAAACCCAGUGAAAGAGAGAGCUGCUAAAGAAGCAGAUGAUAUGCCAGCCAAAAUAAAAAAGCAACGCAAAUUAAAAAAGGGUGAGUUCAAGGAUACUUUAGAAGCAGACAUGGGAAAUGUGGCUGAGACAUCAGCAGGCAUAAACCAAAGCUUUCAGGGCAACAUAACAGAACAUUUGGAAGAUUCUCUUGGUAUCAAAGAAGUGGAUGAAUUCCCAAGCAAAAAGAAAAGGCCCCGUAGGUUAAGAAAGCGUGAUGCCAAGAAUGGUUUAGAAACAGAUGUGGAAAAUGCCGUGGAUAUAUCUACAGAUGUAAACCAAAGUUUAAAAGUUAACACUGCCCAAGAUUUGGAGGAUAAUAUUAGUGUUAAGGAAGUGGAUGAGGUACCAGCCAAAAUGAAAAAGCCUCGGAGAUUAAAAAAGCGUGAGGUCAAGAAUGAUUUGGAAGCCGCUGUGGAAAAUGCUGCAGGGACAUCAACAGACAUGAACCAAAGCUUGAAAGGUUACAUUGCCGAAAAUUUAGAAGGUGCCGAUGAAAUACCAGCAAAAACCAAAAAGCCUCGCAGGUUGAAAAAGUUUGAAGCUAAGGAUUCUUUAGAAUCGGAUGUAGACAAUGCAGUGGAGAUAUCUAGAGACAUGGACCAAAGUCUUCAAUGUAACAUAACCCAAAAUUCAGAAGAUAAUAUUGAACAGAUUGAUAAGGCGAUAAAGAGUUCUAAAACCUUAAAAAAAAUGCCUAAAGUUGAUUCUCUCAUCAGAGAGGCAUCUACUUCAGAAAAUGAUAUUAAAGAAGCUGUGGGAACAGAUACUCGUAUAAAGCGGCAGAAAGGAAUUGCCUCAUCUCAAGGAUUACCUUCAGUACCUGUUGAGAAAAUGCAUACUGGGAAGAGUACAAAAGCAGGAAAGUUAUCUGAUUCAAAUCUCGAAGGUUUGCAGAAAGAUGCUCCAGUUAAAGUAUCAGAUACGGACAAAGGCAACAAACAAUUGGAUUCACAGCGAGCUUCAAGGCAGGUUAAGAAACGAAAAUUUGGUGAUAUGGCCUAUGAGGGAGACAGUGAUUGGGAUGUUUUGAUAAAUGGGGAAGAAACUAAUGAAAAUAAGACUGGUGACAAAGAACGUCUCAGUAAAGGCAGGGCCAGAGGUGGCUUGAUCUCAAGUUUGUUGGGACAAGUAGUUCCUGGUGAGGAAACAGCUGUUGCUGCUGGAUUAAAAAUGCGUCAAGCUGGUCCAGCAGAAAAGAUAAGAUUCAAAGAAGUCUUGAAGCGCAGGGGAGGGCUACAAGAAUACCUGGAUUGCAGAAAUUCAAUCUUGUGGCUGUGGGGCAAAGAUGUACGUCGAAUCUUGCCUCUGUCUGAGUGUGGAGUAAGCUCUGUUCCUUUGCAAGAUGAAUCACCACAAGACUCUCUUAUUCGUGACAUCUACAAUUUUUUAGAUUAUCGUGGAUAUAUAAAUGUUGGUGUUGCGGUGAAAAAGGAAAAAGCGGAAGCAGAUUCUGAGCCAAAGCUGAAGCUUUCAAAUGAAUGUACACACAUUGAAAAAUUAGGAGAUAAAGUAGUUGAUGCAGAAGAGGAGGUUGCUUUUAUUCUUGGUCAGAUCAAGGGUUCUGAGGAAAAUAGCGUAAAUGGGCAGAAUCACAUUCAAGGGGGAGAUGAAAGCCAAAUGUUGUUGCCUAAUGUGGAAGAAAGCAACAAACUUGAACAGGACUGUUCUGGAUUGACAAUGCCCGAGAGAAAAUAUUCUGAUGAAUGUGAAAUUUCGCUGAUGGAAAUAGAUGAAACUCCUUUGGUUGCACAAUUUAAGGAAGGUGAUACAAUUACGGGGACGCUAAGAAGCCCUCUUGUGAAUAAUGAGAUUGAAAGUGAAAGUAUCAUGCCCAAUAAAGAAAAGGAGGAGCUUGGAACAGGGAACAUUUCUGGCUCUGGUGGGACUGCAGAUCAAGAUUCUUUAGGAAAGGACUAUGAUGUAAAAGCUGAAACUGAUUCAGUGGUGAAAGCCCCUUCUGUUUUGGAGCAGAUAAAAAAUUCAUAUGAUGAAGAUGAGUUUAGUGAUAUUGACAGUGCAAAGGUUUUGCAUAAUCUUCGUAAAUAUGAGUUGCAAACAGACUCACAAACUGAUAAACAAGAAGUCAAUUUAAAUGCAGUGCCAGAGGACAAAGCUGAUGCACAUUCUGAUUUAAAAGAUCAGAAAAAGAUAAUUGUUGUUGGUGCAGGUCCAGCUGGACUAGCAGCAGCACGGCAUUUGCAGCGACUAAACUUUAAUGUGACUGUUUUAGAAGCACGGGACAGGGUUGGUGGAAGAGUUUAUACAGAUCGUUUAUCUCUGUCUGUUCCAGUUGAUCUUGGUGCUAGUAUUAUCACUGGUGUUGAGGCGGAUGUAGCUACAGAGAGAAGGCCAGAUCCAUCUGCAUUGCUUUGUACACAGCUUGGCUUGGAGUUGACAGUGCUAAAUAGUGAGUGUCCUUUAUAUGAUUCUGUAACCGGUCAAAAAGUCCCUUCUAACUUAGAUGACGCACUUGAGAUGGAGUACAACAGCCUGCUGGAUGAUAUGGUGAUGCUUGUUGCACAGAAUGGAGAUACAGCAAUGCGCAUGUCUCUUGAAGAAGGGCUUGAAUAUGCUCUAAAAAAGCGGCGAAGUCAACGAUCAAGCACUAGUUACCUGGAGUUGGAAAGUAACAGAAGUCCUCAUAAUGAUCCUGAUAUUACAGGCAUAGUUUUAGAUUCCUCAAUGACAGGAUUAGAGGCAUUGGGUGGGACUGCAGAUGGUAGCUUUACUGUAACCCCGGAGGCUGAAAGUAAUGUUUCAGAAGAUGUAAUCGCAGAAAAUGGAAUUGAAAAAGAUUCAUCAUAUAAUAUCAUCAAAUCAUCUUCAACCAGUGAACAGAAAUGCUUAAGCCAACUAGAAAGGAGGGUUAUGGAUUGGCAUUUCGCCAAUUUAGAGUACGGCUGUGCUGCAGAGCUUCGCCGAGUUUCACUUCCUUACUGGAACCAAGAUGAUGCUUAUGGAGGUUUUGGGGGAGCUCAUUGUAUGAUUAAAGGAGGUUAUAGCACUGUAAUGGAGGCAUUAGCAGGAGGUCUGAAUAUCUACCUUAGCCACAUCGUAACAGAGAUUGAAUACCUUGUAAAAGACUCCAAUUCAAAAGGUGAAAUAAAAAAAGAGGUCAAAGUUCGCACUGCAAAUGGCAGGGAGUUUAUUGGUGAUGCAGUUUUGAUCACAAUACCCCUUGGCUGCUUAAAAGCAAAUACUGUUAAGUUUUGUCCAGCUCUCCCUGAUUGGAAAUUGGCCUCUAUUCAACGCCUUGGAUUUGGUGUCUUGAAUAAGGUAGUGAUGGAAUUCCCCAAAGUCUUCUGGGACGAAAGCGUGGACUAUUUUGGGGCAACUGCAGAGAGUACAGAUUUAAGAGGUCGAUGUUUCAUGUUUUGGAAUCUUAAGAAAACUGUUGGAUCUCCAGUUCUUAUUGCUCUUGUGGUUGGAAAGGCUGCAGUGGAUAGUCAAACCACAGAAACCUCCGAUCAUGUUCAACAUGCAGUCAUGAUUCUUCGUAAGCUCUUUGGUGAAACUGUUGUACCAGACCCAAUAGCAUCUGUCACUACAAACUGGGGUUGUGAUCCAUUCAGUAGGGGUGCUUACUCUUAUGUUGCUGUCGGGGCUUCUGGGGAGGACUAUGAUAUUUUAGGCAGGCCUGUAGAAAACUGUUUAUUUUUUGCUGGGGAGGCAACCUGUAAAGAGCACCCUGAUACAGUUGGUGGUGCGAUAAUGAGUGGGCUUCGAGAAGCUGUCCGAAUUAUUGACAUCCUGGAAAAUUGUGUGGACUCUAUGGCAGAGGCUGAAGCUAUGGCUGCUGCACAGAGACAGUCAGAAAGUGAAAGAAAUGAAGUGAGGGACAUUAAGAAGAGGCUUGAUGCAGGAGAACUUUCUAGUGUUCUUUGCAAAGGAUCUCUAGAUGGUGAACAAAAGCCUUUAAGCAAAGAUGCUUUACUUCAAGACAUGUUUGGGAGUGCAAAGACAACAUCUGGGCGUCUACAUUUGGCCAAGGAGAUGCUGCAGGUGCCUGCUGCUGCUGUGAAGGCAUUUGCUGGCACUAAAGAAGGACUUAGCAUUCUCAAUAAGUGGAUACUGGAUUCCAUGGGUAAAGACAGAACACAACUCUUGCGGCAUUGUGUGCGGUUGCUACAGAUUGUUUCAACUGAUAUGAUGUCAGUACGACAAUCUGGUAUUGGAAGAACGGUCAAGCAGAAAGUGAUUAACCAUACGAGCCGUGACAUUCGUGCUGUAGCUAAACAGCUGGUAAAUACAUGGGUUGAAUUAUUUCGGAAGGAAAAAGCAAAUGGAGGUUUGAAACUUCUUAAGCAGUCAGAUGGACCUGCUAAGAUCUCUGGUUUAUCAGAUGUGAUAAAAGCAAAAUACAAAGAACAAAUUGGGAAACUUCCUAACUCAGCAACCAAUGGUUUCAAGGGGAACCUGGUAGAACUGGUUUCUGUUAAGGAUCAUUCUAGUGCUGGUCUGAAAAAUAAAAAUUCGGAGUUGCAAUCUGUGGCUGUGGAUGCUGGUACUGAACAGAAAAAGGAAUCAAAUUUUGAAGUUGGACAGAAUUGUGAUCAAGGACAAGUUGAUAAACUGGAUGAUAGUGCUCUCACUGAAUAUGAAGCUGCAGCUAUUGCUGCUGCAGAAGCAGCUCGUGCAGCAGCCAUAGCUGCUGCAGAGGCGUAUGCAACAGAAGCAGAAUGCAGCAGCUUCCGUGAAUUACCAAAGAUACCAUCUUUUCACAAAUUUGCCAAGCGCGAGCAAUAUGUGCAAAAGGAUGAUUCAGAAGUCAGAAAGAAAAAGUGGUCUGGUGCGGUACUUGGGAAGCAGGAUUCUUCUGAAAUAGAUUCUAGAAGCUGCAGAGUUAGGAAUUGGUCUGUAGAUUUUGCUGCUACGUGUGGUAAUCUGGAUAGUUCCAGAGUAGGAGGUUCAGAUUAUGGAGGUGGAAAUAGUUUGGCCACACUUGAUUUAAACAUGAAACAAAGAAGUCAAUCAAAUGAUAUUGAUAGUCAUUCUGACCUUAAGGAGCGGUCAGCAGAAACAGGGGCAGUAGAAAGUAAGUCAAAAAAACAUCGAGUGCAUAACACUGGCAAAUUUUCUGGAGGAACAGUUUUUGACACUGCAGAUAAAUGUAAACCAUAUUCAUUGGGCUCACAUUCAGAAAUACUCGAUCAGAAUAUUCAGCAGAUGAAUGAUAAAUAUUCAACUAAGGUAGAGCAGGUUCCCAUUAACCAUUCAAGAAAUGGUGAAGAUGAAAAAUGUGUUUUUGAAGGUGGAUCAAAUAAAGAAUCCCCAAGGACUAAAAGUGUUUAUAAAGAUGAAGCCAGAGGAUCGGAGCAUAUCAAAAAGGGUAUCACAGACUAUGUGGCAUCAUUGUUAAUGCCAUUGUACAAGAACAAAAAAAUUGACAGGGAUGGGUACAAAUCAAUAAUGAAAAAGAGUACAAUCAAGGUAAUGGAGCACAACACAUCGGCAGAGAAUGCCAUGACUGUUUCAGAGUUCCUUGAUAUCAAACGCAAAAAUAAGAUUCGUUCUUUGGUGGACAAGUUUAUAGAGAGGUAUAUGGCAAAUAGGCAACAAUGACAAAUGGCAUACACGAUCUAUAUGCUGAUAUUAGAUUUAUUUUUCUAGUGGGUUGUAUCCACUUUUUCCAGAUCACCAGUAGGUUCUGAAGUGCGUCACAUUCAUUACCUUUGUUUCUUUAUAUCAAUUUAUUGUUGUGCUUGUGUACACCUGGUUCUGAUAAAAUGUGAUUGGUUCUUUAUUUGUUCGAGGUUGAGAGAUUACAAGAAAAUAAAGGUAGAUAAUGGCUCAUUACUGAAGAUUUUCUUGUCAUUUCUCAAAAGAGUACUUGGAUAAUUCCGCAACCAGCCUUUGAUGAAGACAAGGGUGCUGCAGCUGUAUGAUUAUUUUAAAGUGGAUUCUUCCCUGUGAAUUUUGAAGGGAACAAUUUUCCUUCUUUUGGUUUGUAUUUGAUCUUUAUCCCUACCUGCUUUUUGAGAAUACAGUUUAUGGGUUAGAGUCUGGUAAUGUUGACGUUCGAGAUACCACAUUGGGCACCCAAGAACCAAAUAUAUGCGUAUGAAUUCACAGGAUCAAAUAUUUUUUCGCUAUUUGGUUUGUCUUUGAUUCACAUCCCUCCAUUCCUCUUUCAGAAUUGUGUAUAGUUUAGAGCCUGGUAAUUUUGACUUCUAGCAAAACUCCAAUUGUAUUACUAGCAAUAGUUUCAUAGGGGUUCAAGAAACUGAACAAAAUAUACAUAUGAACAAAAUAAAGCAUUGAAGUACCAAUGCUCAUUGGAUAGUUACAUUAUUAACUGUGGUUCUCCAUUUUAUGUAUGGUAGCUAGUGGUGAGAAAACACUGAAGAAACAAUGGCGGCUGUCUCCUUGUAUUUGCAAUUUUUAUGUUACUUUUGAAAUCUGGAAAGCGGCUAUUCAGUUU